Messenger RNA from Erythranthe guttata (spotted monkey flower), 3247 nucleotides. Its product is annotated as Lecithin:cholesterol acyltransferase family protein. Gene Ontology annotation, biological process: lipid metabolic process. NCBI's taxonomy places the organism in Eukaryota, Viridiplantae, Streptophyta, Magnoliopsida, Lamiales, Phrymaceae. The record is from RefSeq and is a predicted model, not a curated record.
AUUGCCCAUUACAAGACAAAAUAGGUCCACACCAGUCCACCAUCUCCAUCAUCAUCAUCAACCAUCGUCGACGAAGAUCUAGGUUUGUGUGUUUUUCGUACUGUGUGCUAAUUUUUUUUUCAUUCCCGAUCAUGGGGGCCGUGACCCCCCAUCGGAUUCUCUACUGUUUCUCUCUCUCUCGCACUUACACCAUCCGCUGCGUGUUUAAUUCUUGAAAAUACAACAAACAAAACAGUAAGCAUAUAAUCCCGCAGUCUCUAUCACUGCUCCAAUCAAUCCAUACCUCGGGACUUCACCUUUUCUUCCUCUUUCAAUUCAGACAAAAAGAACCCAUAUUUAUUUUUUGCUCCAUUUUCAGAGCAUUAAAGAAAAAAAUAUUCUAGAGAGAGAAACCCAGAGAAAGAGAUGUCCACGUGACAAGAUUAGAAAAAAAAAAAAAAAAAACAACCCCAAAAAUGAUGAAAAUCACAUGACGAUAACAGUGCGGCUACAGCUGAAAGAGAGAUCUAGAGAGAGAAAGAGAGGCUUAGGUUUCAUCAUCAUUAAUUGACACCAAGUUACAACAAGUUAAGGAACCCUCUUAGGAGAAAUCAGCAUAUUCUCUUGUCACCAAAAACAAAGUAAAAUAAAAAUCCAAUCUUUUUCCUUUUUUUCUCUCUCUCCUAACAAAUUUUUCAGCUAACAAGUUUUUUUUUCCAUCUUUUGGUGUGUUGUUAUGUGGUUGCACCCACAGACACCUUCAUAUCUGUUUCUUCACCACGUGGUUUUUGCUCUCUGCCACCCCCCAUAACUCCCUUUUCCUUCUCUCUCUCUCUCCCACAGUUUCACCUUUACUCUGUGUGUUUUGCUUUCUUUCAUAUUUCUUUAGCUCCUCAAUUUAUUCCCCCAUUUGGGGUCCCUUUUUCUUGAUCAAAUUGAAUAUAUCACCCCCACAAAAUUUUCAUGUUCUUGUCAACACUUUCUUGAUUCUUGAUUCUUGGAUUCUUGAUUCUUGAAUUCUUGAUCUUGAUGCCAUGUCUUCAAUUCUACGGUUCAGAAAACUCUGUUUUCUGCAGCCCACCAAGAGUUCCUCGUACGAUCAGAAAUCAGAACCUCAAAAAAACCAAACCCCUCCUCACACAAAUAAAAUUGACGAUAAAAACAAUGUUGUUUUUGCUGCUUCUGAGGAAAACUCGAAAAGGAAGCAUUUUCAGAAGAAAGCCCCUAGAGAAUGGAGGUGCAUAGAUUCUUGUUGCUGGAUGAUUGGUUACUUGUGCACAACAUGGUGGCUGCUCUUCUUUCUCUACCAUUGCCUGCCGCCCAAUUUGGCGGGGCUCCACCCGCCGGAGCCGCCGGGUACAAGGCUGAGGAGGCAGGGCGUCACCGCCCUCCACCCGGUUGUUUUAGUGCCUGGCAUUGUCACCGGCGGCCUCGAGCUUUGGGAAGGCCGCCCUUGCUCCGAUGGCCUUUUCCGGCAACGCCUCUGGGGCGGCACCUUCACCGAAAUAUUUCGGAGGCCAAUGUGUUGGUUGGAGCAUCUCUCGUUGGAUAACGAAACGGGUCUCGACCCGCCUGGAAUACGGGUCAGACCCGUACCCGGACUGGUUGCGGCGGACUAUUUUGCUCCGGGGUACUUUGUUUGGGCUAUUCUUAUCGAGAAUUUGGCGCGCAUUGGGUACGAAGGGAAGAAUAUGUACAUGGCUGCUUAUGAUUGGAGAUUGUCAUUUCAGAACACAGAGGUGAGAGACCAAAGCCUAAGUAGAUUGAAGAACAAAAUCGAGCUUAUGUAUGUGACAAACGGCAACAAGAAAGUGGUGGUGGUGCCUCAUUCGAUGGGUGUUAUCUAUUUCCUCCACUUCAUGAAAUGGGUCGAAGCACCACCACCCAUGGGCGGGGGUGGCGGCCCCCUUUGGUGCGCCAAACACAUAAAAGCGAUCAUGAAUAUCGGCCCCGCCUUUCUUGGCGUUCCUAAAGCCGUUGGUAACUUAAUAUCCGCCGAGAGCAAAGAUGUAGCUUUUAUUAGAGCGAUGGCACCUGGUUUAUUGGAUUCGGAUAUAUUCGGACUUCAGGCAUUGGAACAAGUGAUGAAAGUAUCUCGAACAUGGGACUCUAUCAUUUCAUUGAUACCUAAAGGAGGGGAGACCAUUUGGGGUGACUUGGAUUGGUCUCCGGAAGAAGAUUACGUAUGCCAUUCACCAACGGAAAAAUACCAACAAAAAAUCGACGCGAAGGGGAACAAAACCGAUAAUAGGAUAGAUUUUCAAGUACAUGAAUCGACAAAGACAAAGUACGGCAGGAUCAUCUCAUUCGGGAAGAAGGAAUCCGAAUUGCCUUCUUCGGAAAUCUUCAAUCUCGAUUCCAAGGUAUCUUUGAAUAAUGCUACUACUUCACAAUCCCCUGCAUCGUGCGGAAAAGUUUGGACGGAAUAUGAUGAGGUCAGCGAAGAGAGCAUUCAGAGAAUCUCGGAAGAAAAAGCAUAUACUACUAAGACUUUAUUGGAUCUUCUCCGGUCUAUUGCUCCAAAGAUGAUGAAAAGGGCCGAAGCCCACUUCUCGCACGGCAUUGCCGACGACCUCGACGAUCCGAAGUAUGACCAUUACAAGUAUUGGUCAAAUCCGCUCGAGACUAAGCUACCUAACGCCCCAGAAAUGAAGAUAUACUGUCUAUACGGAGUGGGAAUCCCAACGGAACGAUCCUACGUGUACAAAGUAUCGCCACCCGGGCGGUGCAAAAGUAUCCCUCUCCAAAUCGACAGCUCGGCCAACAAGAGUCCAAACGGUUGCCUAAAGGGCGGAGUCUACUUCUCCGACGGUGACGAGAGCGUUCCCGUUAUAAGCGCGGGCUUCGUCUGCGCGAAACCGUGGCGCGGAAAAACGAGGUUCAAUCCUUCCGGAAUAUCCUCGUACGUGCGAGAGUACAAACACAAAGCGCCAUUGAACUUUCUAGAAGGUAGGGGGUUGGAGAGUGGGGGCCACGUUGAUAUAAUGGGGAAUGUUGCCUUGAUUGAGGAUGUGCUGCGUGUGGCGGCCGGUGCUUCGGGUUCGGAGAUUGGCGGGGAUAGGAUUUUUUCGGAUAUUAUGAAAAUGUCGGAAAAAAUAAAUAUUCGGCUCUAAUUGAGGAUUUAAGAAGAUAAAGUUUUGUUCGAGAGUUGAGAUAAGAAGAUCGUGACAAUGUAAGUUUCUAAUUGAUUAGAGGUACCUACUCACUUCAUGUUAAUCAGCUGAAUAAAAAGUUGUUCAUUGGUAAGUUUUUACAUAAUCAAAUCAAA